UGUUCCAGACCUGAGUGAGUACAGUGUACAGGUGGGCCUCCUUCACCUCAACUCGUCCUUGGACCCCCAGGCUCCGCAUCGCACACGUGGUCUGUGGCCCGGAGGGAUCCAACUGGCCCUGCUCAAACUGGCAAGUAAGAAGCUUUCAUUCAUUCACCUGCCUCUCUCUGAGCAUGCCUUACCAUCCAGCUCCAGUAGCAGGCUGUGGGGUCACAGACGGAACCAACUGUCUCAUGUACGGCUGGGAGAGACCAAAGGGACAGGAUAUGAGGGGGCACUGAAAGCUGUGAGUCUGCCCAUGGUCAGUAACGACUGGUGUUCUGAGCUCCACAACAAAACCCUGCCUGUCACCGACAGCAAAGUGUGCGCCGGGGGCAAGACAGACCAGGGAGUGUGUGAGAGAGACUACGGUGGCCCGUUGGUGUGCCAGGAACGAGAGAGCAAAGUCAUCGUGGGCGUGAGCAUCCACGGCCGGGGCUGUGCCCUGGCCCGGCGGCCCGCCAUCUUCGUCAAUGUGGCCUACUACUCGGGGUGGAUCCAUAAAGUCUUCAUACACUACUCCAGGUUGGAGGAAAAACUACUGGAAGAAGCACAGACCAAACCACUCCAUUCAGGACUGUACCACUAGCAUGCAAGAGGAGGGAUGGAGCAUUCAGGACUGUACUASAGCACUGUAAGAGGAGGGGUGGAAUAUUUAGGACUGUACCAAGCACAAGCCGGUAGGAUGGAGAAUGAUCUGUCCAACAGAGGAUGCCUAACUAACAAGACGGUUGGGAGAUGUAAGAAUGAGGAAACUGACUUUAUGGGAAGCAGCCAUUUUGGGGCUUCGUGGCUGGACGUCGCUUCAGUUUUUGGAGGGAAAAAACACCAUGAAUGGAAGAGAUAAUUUUGGGAUGUUCGAGGGCUGGGAAUACAAUGACAUGUUCAGAGAGGCUGAAAAGGAUAAGAAGGAUUCUUAUAAUAUGCAAAUUGUUUAAUGUAGGACCAGGUUGUUACGCCUUGAUCACACUGAUGGCGUCAUUACGCAAAGUAGUACCUAGCAUAAUUUGGAUUGUGUGCAACAAAAGUUCAACAUUCAUCUUCUGCUACCAUUUCUGUCAAGCUGUCACGCAUACAAUGUGAUGCAUACCUUGAUAAAUCCAAGGUAUGCACCACAAAGAAACACACUACAACUGCCUCUGCAACGCAAUGCUGCAAGGCAAAUGCAGCAUUCCAUUGGAAAUGAAUGUAUUUCUGGUGUACCAAAAUGUAUUGACGCUGUCUUUGUGAUUGAGGCAUUAGCUUUAAUAACAUUUCUAAACAAUAGUUUCUGGCACAUGGACAUCUUUUUUUUUUUGUGAAAUAUAUGAAUACUCUUAAGCCAUAAAGAGGGGUGAAUUGAUUCGUUCUCUCACUCCGCCCACAAGACAAUAGGAAUGGUAUGGAUGACUCAGUAUUAUCUCCUGGAAAAUACUUGAAUUUGAUCAGAACCAAAACCAGAGCCAUGCGAGGAGGGAUCCAGACAGGACUUGGUACGAUCCGUGGCUACUGGGUCACGUUGAGGGCACAUGAUGUAAUGGCUAAAGGUUCAGUCAUUCAGAAGUUACCACUUGGUGAAUGGUGGGAAUUAAAACCUGUCUAGAAACAACCUCUAGCUCAUAGCCGUAAGCUCAUAGCCCUACUCCCCAACAGCACACACUUCUGUUGUAGCCCGCAAAAGCACACCUGAUUCAAUUUGUCAGCUAAUCAUCAAGCCCACCUCGAGUUGAAUCAGGUUUGUCCAGAGUUACAACACAAAUGGUGCUGUUGUGGAUACUGGAGGACUGGAGUUGGUGUACACUGCUCUACACCAGUACCUGGGGAGUAGGGCUAUGAGCUUGAGCUAUGAGCAAAAGGUUGUUUCUAGACAGGUCCUAACUCUCACCAUUCACCAAGUGGUUGUUUUUGGAAAGACUAUUCAGUAACUGUUCCCUAACUAAUGCUAAUGCUAACAGUUACUUAGCCAAACGUUAGCAGUUAGCCUACAUGGCUAACAUGUCUCCAGUUUUGGAGGGAACUCUACACUAGCCCCUGGUGGGCUGCGCUGUCGUUAUGUGGUCAGAGUACACAUUUAGAAGUUUCUUAUUGAGUGUAUUUCUGGCACUCUGUGUUAUUUAAUAGGUCUUAUAGAUCUGGGCCUUUCCUUGGCUCACUCACACCAGACGUCAGUGGAGUUGCUUCCUCUCUACUCUCUGUGUUUUAUAUUUAAACGGAUUAGAACGUAGUGUGCAGUCUAUUUAUUUGUAUACGUCUGGCCCUCGAGAGGGRGCCAGCGAUUGAUGUCGACAAAGCGACACGUCUCGCUAAUAGAAGAGGUGAAGAUUAUGACGUCUUUUUAUUUGAUACAUGUUCUAAACUCAGUGUGUCAAUCAUUAUUAUUGGAGGUACACUGAAUGGCAAUACGGAUUACAUGAAAAGUAUGGGUUGUGUUCCAAAACAUACCACUUUGUCAGUGAUUUGUCUUUUAACAAUACUGACAUGCAGUAAGUGUAAUGACAUAGGAGAAUGUAAUAAUAGCUUUCUUUCAGUGCUGAAAACCAGUCAUGACAUCAGUUUUAUCAUCACAGAAAGCAGAUGUGUAUGUAUGACUAAUGAUCUCUUCAAACUGGGCCCCUAAGAAGACUUAUAARUUCACCCAAUUUCUAUAUCCUAAAAUAUUGCGUGUGWUAGUUUAACACUAUGUCACAGUAUUUGACCUGUUCAGUGCCUUUUUUGUAGGUGGACAGGAAUCAAUAGUGUACAAUAGAAUUGGCGCAGAGAGCGGUGAGUGUAUUUUACUGUUAUGUAAAUAAGUGUGUGUAAAACUAUUUUCCACUGCCAAUGUCUUAUUUACAUAGUUUUUUWAACUUUAUAUGGUCACUCUGUUUAUAAACUUGUAUACUGUAAACUCUAUAUCAGCUGCUAUUUUUAAAUGGUUGGGUUGGGUCUUAAUAUUAUAUACUAUAUGAUUUUGUUAUAUUCACGUUUUAAUAUUACAUUUACAGUGUAAAUUACAGCUUGUUUCACUCUUUUCA
This is a messenger RNA of Salvelinus sp. IW2-2015, 3032 nucleotides long. RefSeq names its product hepatocyte growth factor. Gene Ontology annotation, molecular function: serine-type endopeptidase activity. Gene Ontology annotation, biological process: proteolysis. The record is from RefSeq and is a predicted model, not a curated record. Lineage: Eukaryota; Metazoa; Chordata; Actinopteri; Salmoniformes; Salmonidae. The transcript is spliced from 4 exons. The annotation marks the transcript as partial.